Phascolarctos cinereus (koala) is the source of this 2856-nucleotide messenger RNA. It is a transcript of the gene WDR45B, whose product is annotated as WD repeat domain 45B. The record is from RefSeq and is a predicted model, not a curated record. NCBI's taxonomy places the organism in Eukaryota, Metazoa, Chordata, Mammalia, Diprotodontia, Phascolarctidae. Gene Ontology annotation, molecular function: protein binding.
UGGAUGUGCUCGGUGCUCGGCGGGGCUCCCUGGCGAUGCUGGGGAACUCACUAGUGGGAGAAGCGGCGCUCACCAGGCUGGCAGCUCUUGGUGCCUUCCCCUUCCUGGCCUGGCAUUCUGGGGCUGUGGCAGGAAAAAGGAGAAGGAGGUCCUACGGUUGGCUGACAGGAUUUUGCUUUCUCCGGGCCUGGUGAGCGGUACCUGGAGACAAGGAUGAGGCGGUGAUUGGCCUCGGCUGGACUUACGGAAGCGCCAUGAACCUGUUGCCUUCUAACCCUCACGGCAAUGGACUCCUCUUCGCAGGCUUCAACCAGGACCACGGUUGCUUUUCAUGUGGGAUGGAAAAUGGAUUCCGAGUCUACAAUACUGAUCCACUAAAAGAAAAAGAGAAACAAGAAUUCCUUGAAGGAGGAGUUGGCCAUGUGGAAAUGUUGUUCCGUUGCAAUUAUUUAGCAUUAGUUGGUGGUGGAAAAAAGCCAAAAUAUCCCCCCAAUAAAGUGAUGAUAUGGGAUGAUCUUAAAAAGAAGACGGUUAUUGAAAUAGAAUUUUCUACAGAAGUCAAAGCAGUCAAACUGCGACGAGACAGAAUUGUGGUGGUUUUGGACUCCAUGAUUAAAGUUUUUACUUUCACACAUAAUCCCCAUCAGUUGCAUGUCUUUGAAACCUGCUACAACCCUAAGGUAUCAAGCUUAAAUUGGCACAGCCUGGAUUGGGUAACUACUACACUGGAUGACAGGCAUCAAAAGGAUCUUAAUAGACUGGAGCACUUGACUGAAUUUAGUGAGAUGAAAUUUAUCAGGAAUAUAUGUAAAGUCUUACACUCAGGUCUAUGUGUUUUGUGUCCAAAUAGCAACAAUUCUCUCCUGGCAUUCCCUGGUACACAUACUGGCCAUGUGCAGAUAGUGGAUCUGGCCAACACAGAAAAACCUCCAGUUGAUAUCCCAGCUCAUGAAGGAGUCCUAAGCUGUAUAGCUUUAAACCUCCAGGGAACAAGAAUUGCAACAGCAUCUGAAAAAGGGACCCUUAUAAGAAUAUUUGAUACUUCAUCAGGGCAUUUAAUCCAGGAACUGAGAAGAGGAUCUCAAGCAGCAAAUAUUUAUUGUAUUAAUUUUAAUCAGGAUGCUUCACUCAUCUGUGUAUCAAGUGAUCAUGGAACAGUGCACAUUUUUGCAGCUGAAGAUCCCAAAAGGAACAAGCAGUCUAGUUUGGCAUCAGCCAGUUUUCUUCCAAAAUACUUCAGUUCCAAAUGGAGUUUUUCCAAAUUUCAGGUUCCUUCAGGCUCUCCAUGCAUUUGUGCCUUCGGAACAGAGCCAAAUGCUGUCAUAGCAAUCUGUGCGGAUGGCAGCUAUUACAAGUUCUUAUUCAAUCAAAAAGGAGAAUGUUCCCGUGAUGUCUAUGCUCAAUUUCUAGAAAUGACUGAUGACAAGCUUUGACCUUGCAAGAGAAGUAUUUGGACUGAAGUACUGCUGAGUUAUUCUGCAACACUUGGAGGACUCAAUACUAACCUGUAGUAUUCCCCAGUUCUGGUGGAAUGUAGGCCUCACUGAGGAACAGGCUCCAGGGAACUAACCAGGAAGAGUCUUGGUUGGGAAGUAACGUACCAUUAUUUGAUUUCCUUUUAUAAGUGAGGCCUCACAUUUCUCGCAUGAAUGGAAAAGGAAACAAAUCAGUGUGCCAGGGUGAGCACUCAGGUGGUUUUUCAACAGCUUGAGCUUUUUCUUGGUUUAUUUUCUUUAUUCUAAUGAUGAAGUUAGCUUUACAAGUUCAUUUGUACCCUCUGUACCAAAACAAGCAGGAGUUUUGUACAGGGGAUUGGACUAGUUCGGAUAUUGACAUUUGUUUAGGCAAUAGCUUACAUCCUUUUCAUUGAGCCUUUUGGUGGGGAAAUGAACUAUUUAUGUAAAUACUAGUUCUUGUAGUGUAACAAGAUUUUAAAUAGAAUAGGAAAACCAGCAGCUUGCCUUAGUACAGAAGAAAUGCAUUCCUUCUUCAGAUCUAAAAACACAAAGAGGAAAAAUACACAAAAUAUGCUUUAGCAAUUGCAGUCUGAAUUCUUUCUCUACUUAAAGUCACCAGUGCAGGUCUUUAGGUUUGUUUUAUUCAUGUAUACACAUGUGCUGACUUUGAAUGUUGGUAUAUGGAGUUAGGAACAUUAAUACAGAAGCUAGAACAGACUCUCCAACUUUGCUAAGGCUUAUUGCUGACAGGAGUAAUUUCUCCUCAGAUAGAAAUACAGCCCUGAGGAGAGUGAAUCCAUCUUAAUUUCAGGGAAAAACAGAGUAAGUGGAACAAAAUAUCAAAAACAGAUUUUUUUAGAAGUUCUUAUCAGUGACUUUCAGUUUAGACAGUAAGAUUUGGCAUUUAUUCCAGUGAUGCCAUACUGCUGCAUUCCAAAGAGAGUGAGCAAGAGUGUAUGAAACUCAUUUAUAUUUCUGUUGGUGCUUAGUUUGGGUACUUCACUGUUACCUUUCCCUGUAACAUCAUUUUUCCGCACUGUUAUAAAAGUGGCUACACACUAAUUAUUUUGGAAACGAAAGGCACAUAGCAUUUUGGAACUAAAAUAGAAUAUUGUUAUGGGAUCUGUGUUGUUAACACUGCUUAUGUAAGGUUUUGCUUGAUUGUAAAUUACCUUGAGACUUAAUUUUAUGUGUUCCCGGUUUCACAUCUCACUUUGUCUAAAAGAUCUGUACCUGCGAGGUCUUUCCAUUUUGCCUGAUUCUUGACAGUGUCAUGUUAUAUUGACUAACUUUUAUGUAAAGUAUGCAUGUUCCUUUUGUGUGGAUUUAAUCAUGAAAAUUCAUUUUGCACAUUUAUUUGUAACAUUUCUUUUAAAUAAAAAUGAUUAAUUUUGUUGUA